This is a messenger RNA of Protopolystoma xenopodis, 702 nucleotides long. The record is from the annotation of a GenBank genome assembly. NCBI's taxonomy places the organism in Eukaryota, Metazoa, Platyhelminthes, Monogenea, Polystomatidea, Polystomatidae.
AUGUAUUCACCCGAUUUAGAUUCAGACGCCACCAAUGAGGCUGACGUCGAGCGACCUGUGGACGCGUCAACGGCCACGGCCUCAGAGGCCGGUCUCCAUGGUCACUAUAGCCCAAAUGUCGCCAGUCGCCGGCCCUGGUGGCUGAGCAGUCUGGUGCCGGCAUCGCCGCACUACAAUCUCUUGCUCAGCCUCCGAGGUCAAAUGAGGUCUCAUGGCAAAGUGGACCAUUCGGCAGAUGAACCAACCGAAUGGUCGGAUCGAGGCCAAAAAACACAACAGCCCAACCAUGCGGAUGUCUCGCAACUGGCCGGCAAAGUAGACAAACAGCCCUCGAAAUCUGGUAUUCUCGAACCCUUUGCGAUCAGCCUGAACUCGGCUCUUCCUGAGGUCCACACUAUGCCCUGGCGUCGGAGGAAGACGGCUUCAAGGAUCUGGAAUCCUUGGCGCUCCAAGACACUGCCUUCAUCCAUGCCUUCUUUGCGGCGUCGUGCGUCCAGGGAACCGGCACUUGGCAAAGCACCAAAUUGUGCUAAUCCCUCCCCGACUGACUCUUCAGUUGGCAUCUGCAAAUAUGUAGAUACAUCGUCCUCUGAUUGCAGCGAAAAAAUAAAAAAACUGGGCGUAAAAACCUCUACUCUCGGCCGGAUGGUUAGAUUUACCGGUCGGCAUCAUGUCUAUGAUAAUGAAGAGAGCCCUAACAAA